UUGACAUCGCGUGUUUCUUUAAAGGGGAGAAAAGAGAUCUUGUACAAAAAAUACUAGAUGCUUGUGAUCUCUUUGCUACAGAAGGAAUACCAAUUCUUAUUGAUAAGGCUCUGAUAACAAUUUCUGGGAAUUCAAAUACAAUAUGGAUGCAUGAUUUGAUACAAAUGAUGGCUUUUGAAAUUGUGAGCCUUCGGUCUACUAAUCAAGAUCCCAGAAAAGGUAGUAGGCUCUGGACUGCAGAUGAUAUUUAUCAUGCACUAAAAAAUGGUAGAGGAAUUGAAACCAUUACAGGAAUAUCAUUGGAUACAUCAAAUUUUAGUCGAGAGAUUAGCUUGUUGCCAGCAACCUUUUUAAGGAUGUGGGAAUUAAGAUUGCUCAGAAUCAUUGAUACUGGCAAAUUAUACCUUCCUCAAGGUCCUCUCAUUUUUCCUAAUCCGCUCAGAUAUCUCCAAUGGCAUGGAUAUCCUUUAAAAUCGUUGUCUACAAAUUUUAUUGCCGAGAUGCUUGUUAUACUUGACAUGCGCGGAAGCCAACUUGAAAAACUUUGGGAAGGUGUCCAGGUAUGACUAUCUUUGUUAAUUUUUUCCUUGUGAUUUAAACCGAGGCAUGAAAUAUCAGUCUUGAUUUAAUGGGUUUAGUUUGUUUCGAGGUUUUUGGUGUCAUACUAAGGGUAUUUUACACAUUUGCCCCUGAACUUGUGCAGUUUUAGAAAC
This is a messenger RNA of Morus notabilis, 713 nucleotides long. RefSeq names its product disease resistance-like protein DSC1. The record is from RefSeq and is a predicted model, not a curated record. Bases 147 to 566 code for a protein of 139 amino acids. The transcript has 2 exons. Gene Ontology annotation, biological process: defense response. Lineage: Eukaryota; Viridiplantae; Streptophyta; Magnoliopsida; Rosales; Moraceae.